Messenger RNA from Coturnix japonica (Japanese quail), 1567 nucleotides. Lineage: Eukaryota; Metazoa; Chordata; Aves; Galliformes; Phasianidae. The record is from RefSeq and is a predicted model, not a curated record.
AUGGCCGGGGACCGCGCGGCCCCCGCUCCCCCCGCCGCGCAGCCUGGGAGCCGGAGCGUGGAUUCCUGCAGUCCCCUCCGGAGCAGCGGGAGCAGCAGCGGGAGGGAGGAGGAGAUUCACCUCCUCCUAGUUUCACUGGAUCAUUGCUGGGCCGCCCCGCCCCGCCCCGCCCGCCCCUCGCGCGUUCCACUGCGGUGCGGGGCUGCGCGUGCGGGGAGAGCAGCCCGGCCGCCCCUGUGCCCCGCCAGGUGCCGAGCCCGCGGUCCGGGCGGCCGCAGGUGGCCCCGGGGAGCGGCGGGGAGGUGGCGCCGCCUCGCGCUGCGGAACGGGAAGGGAGGGACGAGGUGGGCAGGGAGAGGAGAGGAGAGGAGACGGCGGGGGGAGCGCGCUGCUGCCGCCGGGAGGGCGCGGGGGGGGCCGGGCUGUGCUGUGAAGCGGGGGCUGAGGCGGGGCGGCACCGCGGGUGUGUGGGGAGAUCCCCCGAGCGGGGAUGUAACCGCGGCCGGAACAUGGAGGAGCCCGCUGCGCCGUGUCGACAACAAGGAAAAUCCGGGCCCUGCUGAGGCGAGGCACAAAGUGGGGCCGUCGGCGUAUCAGGCGGAUGGCACCGCUAAGGCGGAUCCAGCCGCAGCAUCGCAGCGUUGCAAAGGUCUCGUGUAUCACCUGAUGAAUACCUUCUCAUGUGUAUCCUCUGCAUGGGGAAACUUCUUCACAGCUGCUAAGAACUACUGAAUAGAUGGCAGUGUUCUCUGAAGAGCUGAUUGUAAGACAGGAAUGCGUGCACAGACCUGAAUGAUUGUGAAUAACGAGACUAGAAGCAGAUACUAAGGAAAAUGCCUUUUUUUAAAGAAUUUGGAUUAUUUAUGUGGUUGGAUCAGCAGAUGGCAAAUAUGACUCAGUACAAACGUUACGUAAUUCUUGGGAAAAUAAAAUCUCAAGACUGUGCUCUAAUUGAAAAGAUCAUCCAGAAAGCUGUUGAAGAACAGUGUGGAGGAUCAGGAUAGAAACAACAGUGGAGCAGAUGCGUGCAGUAGCCAGAAAAUUCAGGAAGAUUUAUUGAACAUAGCAAGGUCCAAAACAUGGAAAAGGAAACCCAUCAGCCCACCACCCAGCCAAACUGCAAGUCCAAGCAGAGGAUUUGUAAACAGUUAUUUUACCGGUCUGAUAAAGAAAAAUGAAUUUAAGCAGCACUACUUAAUGGCAGGGUGAAGCACAAAUAAACUCUAAUGGCUACUGAAGCAAAGAAUUCAGCACAUUGAUUUCAUCUCUGGAUACAAACCCAUAAUGGUCUGUGGGUAGAAAAAAAAAGGUACUGAGACUGAACUGAAUCUAAAUCAUCAAACCUGUUAAAUCAGUUGGGUUUCUUUGUGUUUUUAGAUGUCUUUCCUUCUUUGUUUCUGGAAAUGCCAGGACAACACUGUGGACAGCAUUCAAAAUGCCACGUACCCGUAAAUACGUUCAAUAGACAUAAUAAUAUGUAGAAACAUAGCUUUCUGAUUUGUAGCAGUUAGAGAUGAGAGAGAUAAUUUGUAAAACAGCCAAGAAAUCUUUCAAAACAUUGUCUGAU